AUGGUGGCAGCAAUGUGCAUGGUUCUCUAUGGAUAUGAUGCCUCGGUGUAUAAUUCUGUUCAAGGCUCGCAGAAUUGGCUGGCAUAUUUUGAUCUUGAUACCGAACGGGACACCUAUAUGAUUGGCUUGAUAAACACAUCGUACACUAUUGGCGCAAUUGUCGCGGGUUUCUUCUUCGGUGGUCCCCUAGCCGACUUUCUAGGACGACGAUGGGGUAUGUGGACCGGAUGCUUCCUCACUGUAAUCGCCACCUUUAUGCAAGCAUUUGCUCCCCGACAUAACUUGGGCUGUUUCAUUGCUGGACGUGUCCUUGUUGGUCUUGGGCAAGGUAUUGCUUUGACUUCAGGACCAGUUUACAUCGGCGAAAUGGCACCACCUCCUAUUCGUGGUCUCAUCAUGGCUUUCUGGCAGCUAUUCUACUCUGUUGGAUCGUUCAUUGCCUAUUGGAUCAACUACGCUUGCUCUCUCCAUCGCAAAACAUUGGGCGACUGGGACUGGAGGAUGGUAGUUAUUUUCCAGAUUAUGGUUCCGAUUAUCAUCAUGGUUCUGUUACCAUUCCAGCCCGAAUCUCCGCGAUGGCAUAUAAAAAGGCAUGGCGAUAUAGAUGCUGCCAAGUCUGCUCUACGCAAGAUCCGCGAUACUGAGCAGGAGGUCGAGGAUGAGGUUUUGGCUAUCCGCGAGGCCCUGGAGUAUGAAAAAGAGGCCAUCAGUAAUAAUUAUACUGCUCUUUUUAAGGACCCUUCGAUUCGCAAACGACUUUAUCUCGCUUUCAUCAUUAAUAUUGGACAACAGCUCAGUGGUCAAGGCACACUAAACACUUAUUCCACAGCUAUUUACAAGAAGGUGUGGACAUCGACUCAGACCAUCAAUCUGAUUAAUGCUCUUAAUGCAACAUUUGGCAUCCUAUUCACGCUCAACGCGACAUGGACAGCCGACCGUUUUGGUCGCCGGUGGCUGUUCAUAAUUGGCGGGAUUGGUAUGGGUGUUUGCAUGCUGUUGGUUCCUAUAAUCGGUCAAACUACACCUGACCUUAACGGCACCAAGUCGAAGCCGGUCGGAAUCUCUAUCGUGUUCCUUCUAUUUCUCUUCAUUUUCUUUUAUAAACCCUCUUGGGGCGCGACUACUUGGAUCUGGACUUCCGAAAUAUUCAGUAUGAACGUUCGUGCUCAGGCCAUCGGAAUGUGCAGCCAGAUGCAAAAUGUCGCCAAUACGAUAUUCCAACAAUUCUUCCCGACAUUUUUAAAGAAUGAGGGACUCAAAUGUCUUUAUUUCUUUAUGGCAACAAAUUUCGUCCUCGUCGUGUUUGUCUAUUUCUUCAUUCCAGAGACGAAGCAAAUUCCGUUGGAGGAAAUUGAUGUGCUUUUUGGCGGUGCUAAUCAUGUCGAUAAGGGCGCUCAGAUACUUGGCUGCGAGGAUAACAAGAUAACAACAGUUUAG
This is a messenger RNA of Trichoderma virens Gv29-8, 1437 nucleotides long. RefSeq lists its product as uncharacterized. Gene Ontology annotation, biological process: carbohydrate transport; transmembrane transport. The transcript has 7 exons. NCBI's taxonomy places the organism in Eukaryota, Fungi, Ascomycota, Sordariomycetes, Hypocreales, Hypocreaceae. Gene Ontology annotation, molecular function: carbohydrate:proton symporter activity. The record is from RefSeq and is a predicted model, not a curated record. Gene Ontology annotation, cellular component: membrane. Bases 1 to 1437 code for a protein of 478 amino acids.